Molecule: messenger RNA, 2071 nt
Organism: Carassius auratus (goldfish)
Lineage: Eukaryota; Metazoa; Chordata; Actinopteri; Cypriniformes; Cyprinidae
Product: tripartite motif-containing protein 16-like
Exons: 7
Coding region: 97-1722 (541 amino acids)
Molecular function (GO): protein binding; zinc ion binding
Source: RefSeq, a predicted model, not a curated record
GAACUUUGGCGGGUUUUUCUCAGUCUGCAUGAAGUUUCAGUAGAGAGAACACCACUGGAGUUUGUUGUCAUUAAUAUUUUCCCCCUUUACAGUAAAAUGGCAGAAGCCAGAUUUUCUCAGGAUGAGUUCAAUUGUCCAGUGUGUCUGGAUCUCCUUGAGGAUCCAGUGACCAUCCAGUGCGGACACAGUUACUGUAAGAGCUGUAUUACAGGCUGCUGGGAUAAAGAGGAUCAGAUGAGAGUCUACAGCUGUCCUCAGUGCAGACAGACCUUCAGCCCAAGACCUGCUUUAGCUAGAAACACCAUGCUGGCUGAAGUGGUGAGGAAACUGAAGAAGAACAAACCUCCUGCUGACGCUGGAGCUGUGCAGUGUGACGUCUGUACUGGAGAAAAACACCUAGCCGUCAAGUCCUGUCUGGUGUGUCAGGAAUCUUACUGUCAAACUCAUUUUGACCGUCAUGAGGAAUUUCAUUCACGUAAGCCACACAAAUUGAUUGAUGCCACUGGACGACUGCAGGAGAUGAUCUGCCAGAAACAUGAGAAACAUCUGGAGAUGUACUGUAUUACUGACCAACAAUGCAUUUGUGAGCUAUGUACAAAAUAUGAACAUAAAGACCAUGACACUGUAUCAGCUGCAGCACAGAGGACAGAGAAUCAGAUUCAGCUGAAGGAGACACAGAAGACGUUCCAGCAGAGAAUCCAGCAGAGAGAGAAAGAUCUCCAGCAGCUGAGAGAGACUGUGGAGUCCCGUAAGCGCUCUGCACAGACAGCAGUGGAGGACAGUGAGAUCUUUACUAAAUGUUCCAUUGAGAGAAGCUGCUUUGACCUGAUACAGCUCCUGAUUCCUGAUAUCAGAGAUCAGGUAAAGAUUGCAGUGAGUCAAGCUGAAGAACGCCUGGAGAAAAUGGAGAAGAAAAUCAAUGAUCUGAGGAGGAGAGACGCUGAGCUGGAGCAGCUUUCACACACACAGGAUCACAUCCAGUUCCUGCAGAGUUUCCAGUCUCUCUCAGCUCCCCCUGAAUCUACAGAUGUACAUGACGAUCCUUUCAGAUCUGUCUUCUCUUUUAAUGACCUGAGAGAAUCUGUCCAUCAGCUGAGAGACAAACUGGAGGAUUCCUGUAAAGAGGAGCUGAAGAAGAUCUCAGACAGAGUCACAUUCCCCAACAUUGUUCCCAGGCCAAUGAAUGACUUCCUACAAUAUUCCCAUCAGCUCACUCUGGAUCUAAACACAGUGAAUAAACACCUCCGUCUGUCUGAGAACAACAGAGUGAUUGCUGGCACUAACACAGUCCAGUCUUAUCCAGAUCAUCCAGAAAGAUUUGAUUAUUGGUAUCAGGUGUUGUGUAGAGAGAGUGUGUGUGGGCGCUGUUACUGGGAGCUGGAGUGGAGUGGGAAUAAUGGUGUGUAUAUAUCAGUGUCAUAUAAGAGAAUCAGCAGAAAGGGUAAGAGUAAUGAUUGUUUGUUUGGAUGUAAUGAUCAGUCCUGGAGUUUCGACUGCUCUCCUUCCAGUUACUCAUUCUCACACAAUAACAUACGGACUGAUCUCCCUGUAAAGCCCACCAGCAGUAGAAUAGGAGUGUUUGUAGAUCACAGUGCAGGAACUCUGUCCUUCUACAGUGUCUCUGACACAAUGAGCCUCAUCCACACAGUCCAGACCACAUUCACUCAGCCGCUCUAUCCUGGGUUUGGUGUUUAUAAAGAAUCAUCAGUGAAACUGUGUUGAUGAAUCAGAAUAGAAUUGAAAAGAGAUUCUACUCAUAAUGCUUUGAGCUGAAUGGUAAAUCAAUAACAGUAAGAUGUUAUAGUCUUUUUUUUCUCUUCAUGACAUAAACACUGCAGUUGAACUUCUUUCACUGAAACAACAUGUCAGAAUAAAUAUCUGAUAAGUUCCCUUAUAUAGACAGUGUGAGUACUGCUGUUCUGUGGUCUUCUAAUUUUCCGUUUGUGUUGAUUGAAAUCAGGCAUUUAGUUUUUAAUGUAGACACAUCAGUUAUUUUUAUUUUUCCUAUCAAAAUUACCUAUCAAUUCAAAUGAUUACAGUCAAUAAAUGUUUUUCAUGAUUCACCUCAUAU